Molecule: messenger RNA, 1452 nt
Organism: Meloidogyne enterolobii
Lineage: Eukaryota; Metazoa; Nematoda; Chromadorea; Rhabditida; Meloidogynidae
Source: the annotation of a GenBank genome assembly
AUGAUGAGUAGGCGCCGUUCGCGUGCCGGCUCUUUAGCGCAUUUAAAUCCUAGCCCUACAGCUAGCGGCGGAUAUUCAAAUUUGAGAAAUUCCUCGACAAAAAUGCAUCAUAUAGGCAUUGAUCAAAUUGCAAGGUUAGCGGCAGAAGAAGCACGAAAAGAACAGCAACGACAGGCACAAGAAGGAUUUGGUGCUAUUGGCAGGAAAGCUGGUGGAUUGGGGGGAAAGGAAAAGGGCCCUUCAUCAUUGUUCAUCUUCAGCGAGGAGAAUAUUAUUCGACGCAAUGCCAAAGCUAUUAUUGAAUGGGGACCUUUUGAAUUUUUUAUUCUUGUUACAAUUAUUUUAAAUUGUGUUGUGCUUGCUAUGGAACAGCAUUUACCUAAGAACGACAAAAAACCAAUGUCAGAAAAAUUGGAGAAAACAGAGCCAAUAUUUAUGGCCAUAUUUUGUAUUGAAUGUGUUUUAAAAGUUAUAGCAUUUGGAUUUGUUAUGCAUAAAGGAUCUUAUCUUAGAUCUGGAUGGAAUAUUAUGGAUUUUAUUGUUGUUGUUACUGGAGUCCUCACAAUGAUGCCUUUCUCUCCAUCUGGAGGUGAUAAAUCUGAAGGGGUUGAUUUACGAACAUUAAGAGCUGUUCGAGUAUUAAGGCCUUUAAAAUUAGUUAGUGGAAUUCCUAGUUUACAAGUUGUUUUAAAGUCAAUUUUAUGUGCAAUGGCACCUCUCCUUCAAAUAGGCCUUUUGGUGCUUUUUGCAAUUGUUAUUUUUGCAAUUAUUGGAUUAGAAUUUUAUUCCUCUGCCUUCCAUGCUGCUUGCUACAAUGAAUUUGGAGAAAUUGUUAAUUUAAGUGAAAAACCAUUUCCUUGUUCUAAUAAAUCUGCCUCCACAGGAGCUUAUAAUUGUGAUGUGCCUGGUGCUAUUUGUUUAAGCCAAUGGAUUGGCCCAAAUUAUGGAAUUACUUCUUUUGAUAACAUUGCCUUUGCAAUGAUUACAGUCUUUCAAUGUAUUACUAUGGAGGGGUGGACAACAAUUAUGUAUUAUACAAAUGAUUCAUUGGGAAGUACUUACAAUUGGGCAUAUUUUAUUCCUUUAAUUGUUCUUGGUUCUUUUUUUAUGCUUAAUUUAGUUCUUGGUGUUCUUUCUGGUGAAUUUGCUAAAGAAAGAAUGCAACAAAUUAAUAGAGAAUUGGAAGGGUAUAUUGAAUGGAUAUUUGCGGCUGAAGAUGUUAUUUUACAGGAAGAAAGGACAACUGAUGAAGAAAGGGUUACUAUUAUGGAAGCUCGUCGCCGUGCCAAUAAAAUGAUACAAAAAGAAGGAGGUAUAGGGAAACAAACAAGUGUGGAAACUGAAGAAGAGGAAGAAGAAGAAGAUGGGGAAGAGUAUGAUAAUGAUCAAGAUGAUGAUUUAGUUGUAGAUAAUAGACUUGGAAAUAAUAGAUUGGGCGCUGAUAAUAUGUAA